AUGUCUAAGAUUGCAUCAACCUUUUCGCGCCUGGUGCGUUUCGUUCCUAAGUCUAACCCCUCCAAGAUUUUGAUCGGGGAGCCGGUCGAUCCCAAGUUAGAUGUUGGAUUGGCCCUUUACCAAGGCAAGGAGGUUAAUGUGCGCCCUUUCUCUGGAACUUCGGUUCUGAGCCCUGGUCAUGUCACCGACGCGACGGAAACUAUUUCGCGCAUUCUGUCACCUCUCGCGCAAUCUGAAGUUGGAACUAUUCGCUGUGUCGGAUUAAACUAUGUCUCACACGCAAAGGAGAUGUCUCUCCCAAUUCCAGAAGUACCAACACUAUUCAUGAAGCCAUCCAGCUCUCUGGCAGAUCCCUGGCCUGCGCCAACUGUCCUGCCUAAGAUUACCCAGCAGGAUAACACCGGUGAUUACGAGUCCGAGAUGGUCAUCGUUAUCGGUCGUGAUGCUAAGGACGUGCCUGAGUCCGAGGCUCUCGAUUACGUCCUCGGUUACACUGCCGCCAACGACGUGUCAAGUCGCACCUCCCAGAUGAACCAGAGCCAAUGGUCUUUCUCAAAGGGCUUCGACGGCGCAUGCCCUAUUGGUCCCGUUCUCGUCUCCGCUGCCCUCAUCCCUGAUGCGAGCAAGCUCCAGAUCCGUGGCCUCAAGAGCGGCCGCGUGAUGCAAGACUGCCCCCUCACUGACUUGAUCUUCAGCGUCCCCCAGCUGAUCAGCUUCCUCUCCCAGGGCACCACACUGCCCGCUGGCACAAUCAUCUUGACCGGUACCCCGCCCGGUGUCGGUGCGGCCAAGAGCCCUAAGGAGUUCAUCAAGGCUGGUGAUGAGUUUGCCGUUGAGUUACUUCCUCACGUUGGCACACUCAUCAACAAGAUCGAGCACCAGUAA
Molecule: messenger RNA, 885 nt
Organism: Penicillium soppii
Lineage: Eukaryota; Fungi; Ascomycota; Eurotiomycetes; Eurotiales; Aspergillaceae
Product: fumarylacetoacetate hydrolase family protein
Exons: 5
Coding region: 1-885 (294 amino acids)
Molecular function (GO): acetylpyruvate hydrolase activity
Source: RefSeq, a predicted model, not a curated record